AUGGUUUUGGAAGCUGGUUCAAAUCCGAUAGAAACAAUUAAACACCCUGGGGAAUUCGACACAAUGUUGAAAACAGUUUUAUAUCCUAAAGAUUUCGAUUCAGUCUCGGGUUGGAUACCCGAUGUUGGUGAUGGAAUUGUUUUAAAAGAACCGGUAGGAAAUGAUGCUGAUUUAGAUAGAGUGAGAGUUGUUGCUCGACACACGAUAGAAAGAGUAGCACGAGCAGCUAAAUCAUGGAUUCGAAAAACGAAGAAUGGUUCAGAUGCAAAAUUAGAAAUAACGAAUCUCCAACUUUUUAUACCCGUAAUAACACCAUCAAUUGAAGUAGAAACGAGAAUAUUCAACUCGUUAACUAAAGAUAUUGAAAUAGCUUUUCUUCGUCGUAAUACGAUAUUUAAACUCAACGAUAAUAUUCUUUGUAAAACUGUACAUAAAUGGGCCAGUAGACGUAAGUCUUCCUGGGAUCACCGAGUAUUAAGUAUCGGUCGAGAACUACAUGUAUUAAAUGAUCAAAGUGACGCUGUAUGUAUUGAUGAUGUGUGGGAUAGUCUAUGGGAAAGGGAAGUGGCGGUUACUGGAAUAGCAAAAACAGUCCUCUCAAAGAAAGCAGCUGCUGCUAAAGCCGCUGAAGAACGCAGACAUAAUUUAGCAAUUGAAAAGGAGGCACGAGGUACAGGAGUGGGAGAAACGAUAGGCACAAUAAAACAAUUUGGAAAAAGAUUUGGGGAAGAAACCAAGAAAACUGUUAAACAAGGAUUAAAUAAAUUAGUAGAUAGUAUUGACACGGGAGAAGUCAAACAUAGGGAUAAUGGAAUAUUUUUAAAAAAUAUACACACUAGAGAAGGAAUAUUUCUUUCAAAGUAUAAAGGGGAAAGAGUGAUUUUUGGAACAAAUUAG
Lottia gigantea (owl limpet) is the source of this 897-nucleotide messenger RNA. RefSeq lists its product as hypothetical. The transcript is spliced from 4 exons. Bases 1 to 897 code for a protein of 298 amino acids. The record is from RefSeq and is a predicted model, not a curated record. NCBI's taxonomy places the organism in Eukaryota, Metazoa, Mollusca, Gastropoda, Lottiidae.